Messenger RNA from Phaeodactylum tricornutum CCAP 1055/1, 2289 nucleotides. RefSeq lists its product with no specific name. The transcript has 3 exons. Gene Ontology annotation, cellular component: membrane. Gene Ontology annotation, biological process: transmembrane transport. Lineage: Eukaryota; Bacillariophyta; Bacillariophyceae; Surirellales; Neidiaceae. The record is from RefSeq and is a predicted model, not a curated record. Bases 1 to 2289 code for a protein of 762 amino acids. Gene Ontology annotation, molecular function: transmembrane transporter activity.
AUGUAUCCACCCCAGCAGCACCUACAACCACAGCUGUUGAUGCACAACGGGCCGUAUGCGAGCGGAUUCUACGGACCCCCACCUCCCGGAUACGGAAGUCCUUACAAUAACGGCCCGGCAUCGGGAAUGAUACCAGGGAAUGUUUCUACGCAGCCUGGAAACGCAAACGUCCGUCCUGGUUCGUGGCAAGGCAGCGCUAGUGAGUACGCCGCCGCCGCCCCACGCCAUUACUCCUACCAACCGCAACAAGUGCCCCCGCCGCCGCAAGCAUACUACCGAGGACCUCUCCCUGCUACAACAAAAUCCAAUAUCAUGCCACCGUCCGGACGUAGUCGAUCCAACAGCUACAGCGAAGACCCCGUCUCCUCGUACCAGCCGCACUAUCAGCAGCUGCACGCCCCGCCACAAGAGACCGCUGGCGAAACGAAACCACUCUUGCAGAAGACCGCCUCCGAUCGCUCGCUCACCAAAAGAAAAACCGAAAAAGGAGGAGGACGUCGUCGGCAUCGUCACCGGAAGUCACACUCUUCCUCCGCCGCCAUGCCUGCUGUUUACGGUGCAUUUUGGAACGGGCCCGACGCAGUUGCUAACAACAACGUCAAGUCCGCCACUAACUCUUCGGGGUCGGCUCCGGGAAACUUUUCGCCUCGCGGUGAGCUGAUGGGCUUGUGGAACAGUCGCCCCAAUCCCAAACCUGACUCGCCCCGAAUGGCCACCAACAAGUCUUCUUUCCCGGCUUCCUACCAAGAUUUUAACCAGCCAAUGUCCCGGUCACCCCAGCAUUUGCCCAGUUUACCCGGCGUCAUGCCGUCGCCCUUUGCGGAAAGCCGUGGCGAAGCUGUCUUUCUGGCUCAGCGCAAGAGUGGAAAAUCUGAAUCUUCCCGGAAACGCCACGUGCGCCAACAGAGCGCCCAGCUCUUUGUUGAAGAUGUCAAAGGCGUCGAACAGCCUAAGGCCUGCAGGGACGUAUUCUUCCUCCUCCUCUUUGUUUUUCAUCUGAUCUUUGUCUUAUUCCUGUAUCACACUUACGCGUACGCUGCCUUGCCCGAUGUGGACGAUGGGGACGUGUUGGAAAUAGAACUACAGGCAGAAGACGACGUUGCCACGGACAACGUGACGGUGUAUUACAAAAACCUGGUCUAUAUUUCCUGUCUAUGCGGAGCGUUGACUGUGGUUCUGUCAGCCGGUUUGCUGAUGGUUGUGACAAAUUUUGCGAGGCAGUUUGUGCAAGUAUCACUCAUCGUCGUCAUCACACUCAGCUUUGUUUGGGGUACGGUCGGGAUUGGACUGAGCCCAAAGAAUGUGGUGCCGAUUACUGGAGUCAUCGCUUUGGCCCUGAGCGUAGCGUAUACCUUUAUCGUAUGGGAUCGCAUUCCCUUUGCAGCCGUAAAUCUUUUGACAGCAUCCUCUGGAGUCCGAGCCUUUCCUUCCAUGAUUAUAUUGGCCUUUUGUGUGCAAGCGCUGGCUCUGGCCUACAGCAUCUUCUUUGCGAUCACGGCCUUUGGCAUCUACGACUCCAUUAAUGACGGACGAAUUCAUGCUUCGGAACGAAUGGCCGUUAUUAUAUACGCUUUAAUUGGCGUAUCAUUCUACUGGACCUACCAAGUGCUGCUGAAUACCGUCCAAGUGGCGACCUCACGUAUUAUUGGUAACUGGUGGUAUCAACCCGAUGGCCAGGCAGUGGUCAAGCAUUCAACUUUUGAAACCAUCUUUUAUUCUAUGGGUUCCAUUUGCUUCGGCAGUCUCGUUGUCGGCCCAACUUGCAUGACCUCGUGUGUUGAUUCUCUCACUGAGAGUAUCAAUCCCUGGGCAUUCACUUACAUCGGUUUAUACGGCUACGGUUUUGUUGAUUCUGGUCAGCAAGCCACCAAGCUUUUUCAGAAGCGUGGCUGGACAACGAUCGUAUCAGACGACCUGAUUCCGAAUGUUUUGGUGAUGACUAGCCUGGUCAUUGGAGGCGUCACAGGAUGCUUUGGGUAUCUUAUUUCCGGAAUGCAUAGUUUGCACGUUUUGUCUAUCGACCAGCCGGAAAUUGUAUCGUUUGCCACAGGCUUUGCAAUCGGUCUGGCCAUGACGAGUGUUCUCUUGGGUAUUAUUGGAAGUUCUGUUAACGCUGUCCUGGUCUGUUUUGCAUCUAGUCCAUUGGACUUUGAAAGGAACCACCCGGAACUAAGCCAUGAAAUGCGAUCGGCCUGGCGUGAAGUGUGGCCCGGAGCGCUGGAUAUGGUGGACUUGCGCAUCAAUCUAGGCAUGUUGAGCUCUUCCGGCGCGCACGUCCCAGCCGUGUAG